Messenger RNA from Trichomycterus rosablanca, 4884 nucleotides. RefSeq names its product ATP-binding cassette, sub-family C (CFTR/MRP), member 8 (gene abcc8). The transcript has 39 exons. Gene Ontology annotation, cellular component: membrane. The record is from RefSeq and is a predicted model, not a curated record. Gene Ontology annotation, biological process: transmembrane transport; potassium ion transport. Gene Ontology annotation, molecular function: ABC-type transporter activity; ATP binding; sulfonylurea receptor activity. The coding region runs from base 15 to 4757 and encodes 1580 amino acids. Lineage: Eukaryota; Metazoa; Chordata; Actinopteri; Siluriformes; Trichomycteridae.
GCCCAGGCUCCACCAUGUCCUUGUCCUUCUGUGGAAGUGAGAACAACUCCAUUGCCUACAAUGUAGAUCGAGGCGUGCUUAACAAUGGAUGCUUUGUAGAUGCCCUUUCUCUGGUACCCCAUGUCUUUCUGCUCUUCAUCACCUUCCCCAUUCUAUUUAUAGGAUGGGGAAGCCAGAGCUCCAAGGUUCACAUCCAUCACAGUACCUGGCUACAUUUUCCUGGACACAAUCUGCGCUGGAUCCUGACCUUCAUUCUCCUCUUUGUGCUAGUGUGUGAGAUUGCAGAGGGCAUUGUCUCUGAUGGGUUCACACAGUCUCUUCAUCUGCACCUCUACAUGCCUGCAUGUCUGGCUUUCAUGGCUGCUAUAACUUCUAUAGUCUACUACCACAACAUAGAGACCUCUAACUUUCCUAAACUGCUAAUGGCUUUGCUGAUUUAUUGGGUCAUGGCGUUUAUCACUAAGACCAUCAAAUUUGCCAAGUACACAGAGCACAGCAUUGGUAUGAGACAGCUGCGUUAUUGCUUGACUGUUCUCCUCGUGCUGCUGUAUGGACUGCUACUGGCUGUGGAGAUCAACGUCAUAUUGGGAAGGCGCUAUGUAUGUUUCGCUCACGCCACUGAAGUAAAGCCUCCCGAAGACCUGCAGGACCUGGGUGUGCGCUUUCUGCAGCCAUUCGUCAACCUCCUCUCAAAAAGCACAUACUGGUGGAUGAACACUUUCAUCACAUCCGCACACAGACGACCCAUUGACCUUAAGGUCAUUGGCAAACUUCCCAUUGCCAUGAGGGCACUCACUAAUUACCUGAAGCUACGCAGAGCAUUCGAAGCUCAAAAGAGGCCUAAUGGUCUGCAGCCUCAGGGACCUCAGUGGAUUUGGAGGGCUCUGCGUAAGGCAUUUGGAAAACCCUUAAUCCUGAGCAUCACCUUCCGGUUUCUUGCUGACCUGCUGGGUUUUGCUGGGCCGCUCUGCAUAUCAGGAAUUGUUCACCACAUCAGCAAAAAGAACCGAACCAUUCAGCAACCAGUCCAGUUUUUGGGGAUCUAUUUUAUCUCCUCACAGGAGUUUCUGGCUAAUGCAUAUGUUCUUGCUGUGUUGCUCUUCUUCGCAUUGCUUCUGCAAAGAACAUUUCUGCAGGCCUCCUACUACACUGCCAUCCAGACUGGCAUCAAUCUGAGAGGAGCUAUACAGACAAAGAUCUACAAUAAGAUCAUGCGUCUAAGCACCUCCAACAUGUCUAUGGGGGAGAUGACAAUGGGUCAGAUCUGCAACCUAGUAGCCAUAGACACCAACCAGCUGAUGUGGUUCUUCUUCCUUUGCCCCAACCUGUGGGCCAUGCCAGUACAGAUCAUAGUUGGUGUGAUUUUGCUCUACUACCUGCUGGGAAUAAGUGCCUUGAUAGGAGCUACUGUGAUUGCCCUCCUGGCCCCUGUACAGUACUUUGUGGCUACCAAAUUGUCUCAAGCACAGAAAAGCACCCUGGAAUACUCCAGUGAACGGUUGAAAAAAACCAAUGAGCUGUUACGUGGCAUCAAGCUACUAAAGCUUUACUCAUGGGAGCACAUCUUCUGUUCUAGUGUGGAGGAGACCAGGGGAAAAGAGCUUACCAGCCUGCAGUCAUUUGCUCUCUACACCUCUGUCUCUAUAUUCAUGAAUGCCGCUAUCCCCAUUGCAGCAGUUCUUAUUACGUUUGCGGUCCACGUUCACCUGGCGGAUGAUUCAGAUCUGUCCCCAGCUGUAGCAUUUGCAUCACUCUCCCUAUUUCACAUCCUGGUCACACCUCUCUUCCUCUUAUCCAGUGUAGUUCGCUCCACAGUCAAAGCCCUUGUCAGUGCACAGAAGCUAAGUGAGUUUUUUGCGAGUGAUGAGAUUGGAGAAGAACAAGAAUCCAAGACCACCAUUACAGCUGCCCCCACCAACCACAGCAAUUACCAGGCCCUGCCACUGAAGGUUGUGAAUCGUAAACAUCCAGUACGAGAGGACUGGACCAAAUAUGGACUGCAGAGUGAACAGUACAUAGAGACAGCUGCAGAGGAAGAUACUGAUAUCUGCAUCAAGAUAACCAGUGGAUAUUUCAGUUGGACUGACGGGGCACCAACACUUUCUAAUGUGAACAUCAAGAUCCCAUUUGGUCAGCUGACUAUGAUAGUGGGUCAAGUUGGAUGUGGAAAAUCUUCUCUGUUACUGGCGGCUCUGGGGGAGAUGCAGAGGAUCUCUGGCAUUGUCACCUGGAACAGUAUGCCAAAACUGGAUUCAGAUGGAGAUGAGAGUCCAGAUGCAUCUCCUGAUGAGGAAACCAGAAAAAGUAGUGCUGUUGCAUAUGCUUCUCAGAAACCCUGGCUUCUUAAUGCCUCCUUGGUAGAGAACAUCACGUUUGAGAUGCCUCUUAUCAAACAACGGUAUAAGACAGUAAUUGAAGCAUGCUCCCUGCAGCCGGACAUCGAUAUCCUGCCACAGGGGGACCAGACAGAGAUUGGAGGAAGGGGAAUCAUUCUGUCAGGGGGUCAGAGACAGCGCAUCAGUGUGGCCCGUGCCCUCUAUCAGACCACCAAUGUUGUUUUUCUAGAUGAUCCAUUCUCAGCACUGGACAUCCACCUGAGUGAUCAUCUGAUGCAAGAGGGCAUUCUAAAACUGCUCAGAGAGGAGAAGAGGACUGUGGUGCUGGUCACACACAAACUGCAAUACCUUCCUCAUGCAGACUGGAUCAUUGCAAUGAAAGAUGGAAUGAUACAAACGGAAGGAACAUUAAAAGACAUUCAAAAUUCAGAACCCAAACUGUUUGAGCAGUGGAAAGCUCUGAUGCAUCGCCAAGGUCAAGAAUUUGAAAAGGAAACUGUGGCUGAAAGUACAACAGUGCUGGAGAGGAAAAACCUGAGAAGAGCCAUGUACUCCAGAGAGGCACUAAAGACAGAGGAAGAGGAGGAAGAGGAGACGCCGGAGAGUGAUGAUGAAGAUAACCUUUCUCAGGUGAUGAGGCAGAGAGCUACCAUCCCAUGGCAUUCUUGUGGAAAAUACCUGAGCUCGGCUGGCCUGCUGCUGCUGCCUCUGCUGCUACUUUCCCAGAUACUAAAACAUUCAAUCAUGGUGGCUAUUGACGUCUGGCUUGCUCACUGGACAUCUGAUGUUAUUCAUGCCAAAAUCAAUGCUGUUCUACACAACUGCACACUGGUGCAGGAUUGUGGGUUCAGUCACUCAUCAUAUUUGCUGGUGUUCAGUAUGCUGUGCUGCCUGGGAAUUGUGCUGUGUUUGGUCACAUCUGUGGCUGCUGAGUGGACAGGGCUGCGUGUUGCCAAAGAGCUACACCACAACUUACUCAGUAAAAUCAUCCUCGCUCCCAUGAGACUCUUUGAGACGACUCCUUUGGGAAGCCUUCUGAACCGUUUCUCUGCUGACAUCAAUACUAUUGACCAGCAUAUUCCCAGUACUCUGGAGUGUUUGAUUCGUUCUACACUACUGUGUGUCUCUGCGUUAGGUGUGAUCUCAUAUGUCACACCUGUCUUCCUCAUUGCUCUCGCGCCCCUCGCCAUUGUCUGCUACUUCAUCCAGAAAUACUUCCGAGUGGCCUUCAAAGAUUUACAGCAGCUGGAGGAUAGUACGCAGCUGCCUUUACUCUCUCAUUUUUCAGAGACAGUGGAAGGGCUCACCACUAUCCGGGCUUUCAGGUAUGAGCCCAGGUUUCGUCAGAGGCUACUGGAUUUGACCGAUGCUAAUAAUGUUGCAUCUCUCUUCCUCACCGCUGCAAACCGUUGGCUAGAAGUCCGCAUGGAGUAUAUUGGAGCCUGUAUUGUACUUAUAGCUGCUGUGGCCUCCAUCACCAAUUCUCUCUACAACCAUCUGUCCACUGGCUUGGUGGGACUGGGACUAACCUCUGCUUUGAUGGUGUCAAACUACUUGAACUGGAUGGUGCGUAAUCUUGCUGAUAUGGAAGUGCAGUUAGGAGCAGUAAAGAGGAUUAACAACUUGCUAAAAACAGAGCCAGAGAACUACGAGGGGCUGCUUUCUGCGUCUCAAGUACCAGAUGGCUGGCCACAGAAAGGUGAAAUUCAGAUCCAGAACCUGAGUGUGAGGUAUGACAGCACUCUGAAGCCCGUCCUAAAACAUGUCAAUGCCCACAUCAGACCAGGCCAAAAGGUUGGCAUAUGUGGUAGGACAGGAAGUGGCAAGUCCUCCUUCUCCUUAGCCUUCUUCAGGAUGGUAGAUGCAUUUGAAGGGCGGAUAAUCAUAGAUGACAUUGACAUAGCCAAGCUUCCUCUUCAGACACUGCGCAGUCGUUUCUCAAUCAUUCUCCAAGAUCCUAUUCUCUUCAGUGGAACAAUCCGGUUUAAUCUGGACCCAGAAAUGAAGGCUAUUGACAGUAUGCUUUGGGAAGCUCUGGAAAUCGCCCAGCUUAAACCAGUAGUACAGACCCUGCCUGGAGGACUCGACGCCAUGGUGACAGAAGGUGGGGAGAACUUUAGCCAGGGUCAGCGUCAGCUGUUCUGCUUAGCACGAGCGUUUGUGCGCAAAAGCAGCAUUCUGAUCAUGGAUGAGGCCACGGCAUCCAUAGACAUGGCCACGGAGAGUAUUCUACAGAAGGUUGUAAUGACAGCCUUCGCUGACAGAACAGUGGUGACUAUAGCGCAUCGAGUUCACACCAUCCUGAAUGCAGAUCUGGUGAUUGUGAUGAAGAGGGGGGAGAUUCUGGAAUAUGAUAAACCUGACGUCCUUCUCAGUACAGAGGGCAGCACCUUUGCCUCGUUUGUUCAGGCAGAUAAAUGACCAUCACUGACCUUUAAUUUAAAGUGCAAUUGUACCAUGUAUUAUUGUUUUUAUAUUUCAUCAUGUAAAAUAUUUGUAAAUAAGAAAUUAUCUCUAUAAUACAAUAAAACACACUGAUUAUAUAUAA